Funneliformis geosporum is the source of this 507-nucleotide messenger RNA. Lineage: Eukaryota; Fungi; Glomeromycota; Glomeromycetes; Glomerales; Glomeraceae. The record is from the annotation of a GenBank genome assembly.
AUGGGUUGGCCUAUGUCGAUUGUCCAAAAUACCGCUAAAACGCCGUUACUAGUUAUUGCAAUUGAGGAAGACGAAAAUAAUGCGACGGGUUUGACGGAGAUAAACGAGAUACGUAAGAGCUUAAACGAGCAUUUGAACGAGCAAAAAGAACUCUUGAUCCUAAAGCGUCAAUAUGAAGGUAGUCAGAUCAUUUUAUCAUCAAUAAACACCGAGAAAAGGAGAAAGCUUUGUUUGCUUUACGUAUUGCGGGAACAAGCUAUAUGGAUGACCUCCAAACUGUUGGCGAUAAACCUCAUCCAUUUGAAUAACGAAGACAGUGAAGGACGUUCAUGCCAACAAUCAGCUCUGAAAUUCUGGGGGCGCUCGUGGUACAAUAGGUGUAGUGGUGUUCCCACCGCACUUCGUGUUCGGGAUUUUAUAACGUUACUCUUUGAGUUGAAGAAGAAAGUUAAAGAAAACGAUGAAAACCAGGCCAUCGGAAAAUUGAUCGCUGCAAAUGCGGAAUAA